AUGGAGCUGUCAGCGUACGUGAUAUAUAGACAGGCCACACCAGGCGACUGCAACAGUCAUACGGUUUCGAUUCUCUGGCUUCGCGAACACCAUCUCGUCAUCGAUGAUGCUGUCGACCUCUAUCCCGGUUACUUUCCGCCCGCUCUCUUUCCUGCGUCUCCCUCCUCGCUUCGUUCCAAAGAUGAAGGUGGUAGGCGUACAUAUCGCGUGAAUAUGCUGCGAUGGCCUCCUGCACCUCUGCCUUCGUUAGCCUUUCAGAUUGAGGCAUCUCAUAAGAAGGCAUCCUGGAGUAUUUGGUGA
Molecule: messenger RNA, 300 nt
Organism: Somion occarium
Lineage: Eukaryota; Fungi; Basidiomycota; Agaricomycetes; Polyporales; Cerrenaceae
Source: the annotation of a GenBank genome assembly